CAUUUGAAGUUUCAGUUUUAUCAUUUACUGAAUUAAUUAAGUUUUCUUAGUUUUUAUCUCAAAUAUAAAAAAAUAAACCAUUAUUUAUUUACAAUGACUUCACUUCCUCGUCCACCUUUGAAUAGAAUACCAGCAGUUGCGCCAACUAUCAAACAAGAUAAUGCAGUGAAAGAUUUAACAAAACUUUCCCGCUUGGAGUUGUUGGAUCUUAAAGAACGUCAGAAUAAGCUUCUGGCUAAUAAGGAAAACUUAAAGCGACUGCCGGAUAAAGGGAAACGUAUACAACAUUUCUACGAUAGAGUGAUCGCUGAGCUAGAUCGACGAACGAAUAUCGAUGAAGCAGCCCAAUUGUUUUCCGAGUUGAAUAUAGCUUCUAGGGGUCAAGAGGUGCUUAAUCGUCUGGAAUGGAACGGCCGUUUGAAUAGUGACAACGGGGAAGAUCCAACAGAAGAUGUGCUAGAUAGUGAUGAUGAGGCAGAAUUAGACCCCUUGCGUGUGAUAGCACAGCGCACAAUGCAUGAGCGACGUACCACAGUUCUACCACCUGAACCGAAGCUAAUUACAGAAGCUGAUUUAGCUGAGAUUGAAACUUUUAAAAUAAAGUCUCAAGUAAAUGAUACUGAACUAUCUGAAUCUAUAGAAAUAAAAGAAAAAGCGACCGCUGGUGAUUCAAGUGAGGUAAUAGAUGCGCAAAUUGUAGAAAUUAAUGUCGGUGAAAAGCUCCUGAAUCUGAAGCCCAAAUUACAGCAUAUUACCGAAAAUUCACCCUCAUCGAAAACAAGCUCAGUGAGUGGGGACAUUCGUUGUAGCACACCCUCCCUACAAGAAGUGGAACAACAUGUACGAUAUCUAGUUACUAAAACAGAGUUGCAAGUGGCACCACAACGUGAGAAAUUCAAGCCCUACAAAACAACAGUGUCCGAUGUACACAAUCCGGUAAAGGAACGAUCGCGCAAAAAGGGUAAACAUUGGGAAGUUACUGCUGCAACGCCACCUCUUAUACAGCAUUGUGGCACCAAAAUGUUGACAUUAAUUGAUUCAGUAGACUUGCAAGCCACUUAUUUGGCCAAAAUGAAAGAAUUGCAAGAAAAACAAGCAGAGGAGCGUUUGGCGGCACGAUUAGUGCGACUGGAGCAACGCAACUUGAAACUGCCUACAGAGGAAGAGCUGAAAACAAAAGCUGCCUUCACUGCAUACCGUACAACAGCAGUGCAUAUCGAAGGCGAACAGAAGUUCAAUGAGGAUGAUGAGGUGUAUGAUCCACUAGACGAAGAAAAAACUGGCGGGGGUGUUACGUAUACCGUCUACAAUUAAUUUCUUUAAUUCUCAUGUCCCUAUAUGAAAUAAUUGCAAUUUUAUUAUUUGAAAGUUCAUUUAUUAGGCGAUCUUUUGUCAACAACAUAUAUAUAAUACAUAUUUAUGCUGGUUAAACGUAAAACUAUGUAUGUAUGUGUAGCGACCCUCAGCAUAUAAGACGUGUAAAAUGUAAGUACUUGAAUUCGAUUAAGUCAUCGUUAAAAAUUUAAAGCUUCCCUUUUAAGCACCCACUCAUAGGUGGCUAUAAUGUUGAAAACUAUGCUUUCGUCUCUCAAUAAAGUACACAAACUUGUAGAAUUCCUAAUAUAACAACA
Molecule: messenger RNA, 1631 nt
Organism: Anastrepha obliqua
Lineage: Eukaryota; Metazoa; Arthropoda; Insecta; Diptera; Tephritidae
Gene: Polr2M
Exons: 3
Coding region: 94-1314 (406 amino acids)
Biological process (GO): transcription elongation by RNA polymerase II
Cellular component (GO): nucleus
Molecular function (GO): transcription elongation factor activity
Source: RefSeq, a predicted model, not a curated record